Porites lobata is the source of this 6563-nucleotide messenger RNA. Lineage: Eukaryota; Metazoa; Cnidaria; Anthozoa; Scleractinia; Poritidae. The record is from the annotation of a GenBank genome assembly.
AAUACUCCUACAAAGCCAGUUAAAGGAGGAAAAGCCAAAGAGGAGAGCGUUGAUGACCUUUGUAGAUUGUGUGGUGUCAAUUUCAAGGUAAAAUUUGGUAACUUUCAGAAGAGUACAAGAUAUCUUUCCACGGAGAAUUUGUUUAAACCUUCUGGCCGCGCGAAGCGAGACGGCAAAACAUUAGCAGAAAUUUGCUCCGAAAUUGGCCUGAACAUUGUGGAGUCUAGUCUUGUAUCGAGUAGAGUUUGUCAAUCUUGUGGCAGGAAAAUAUUCAACGCUGCAGAACUUUUCCACUUCAUUCGCUCCGGCUUAGAAAAAGAUGUGGAGGCGGUGCCGCUCAGUUCUACGCCGCACAAAAGAGAUUCACAAGCAAGGAUUAAACGCCUUCUGCCUUCAUCCGUAUCCUCGCCGGACAGAAGUCCUCAACCGAAAAAGGGUAUAAACCGUGGAAGUUCUCCCUCUAAGAAAUCGCUAAAUUUCUCAGGAUCGACUCCUCUGAGUACAUCAAACGAAGAAAAUAUGCCUUUGGAUGUCAGCCAGGAAAUUAUCACACCGCGCGAUCGACACUUCUCUUCAGAAAUGAACAUAGAAAAUUUGUGUGGUAAACAGACCACUCAAAUUAAAGUCUUGAUAGCAAAUCCUAAUGGUCGCAUUGACUCCCACUGUUCUUUUGACGACGAAAUUAAAUCCAUUAUUUUAAAUGCUUGUCGAAAGAACUGGAGCACCGUUGCAAAUAUGAUCAUGAAACAUUCGCACGUCCGACAAGAACUCGAGGAACCUUUACGAAAGGCAGUGGCCGGCGAGUUUAAAGAGUAUUGCCAAGACACCACUGAUUCAAUGUUAAAGAAGUCAAGCCCGGAAGAUCUGUCUGCUUUCUCAAACAGAUUUCUUGCACACGAAGUGGGAACGUGGUGCCCCUUGUGGAUGGCUUGUUUGAAAGGUGCGUGUAAUGUUAAGGAUUUGGCAGAGGAAAACGGCAAGGUAAUUAAUUCUGUCGCCUUGUCGAGUGCAGUUGCAGCAAAGUGUAGAAAUCCCAAAAUGUCUGCAGCAGCCUAUCGCAUUUCAACAAUUCUUUUCCACAGUGGUAUAAAGCACGAAGAUCUGCGGCUUUUAAACAACUUAGGCGUUUGUAUGUCACCGGACUCGAUCGUUGAGCUUCAAAAAAAAAUGGGCAAGAACUGUGAAUCAAAACUACUCCACUGGAAAAAUGAAAUUGAAAAGGUGAAGGGAGCGAGAUUGUUGCUAAACGAAGUGAAAGAAAAGCAAGUGGGAGUUCACGAUGAUGAAGAAAUGCGUAUUGACAUCGACUUUAGCGAAGAGACUCUGAAGUCAUACAAGUUUUAUGGGCCAAACAUCUUUACAUACUGCCAAGAUUUGUUUGUAUUUAGUGGCAAGAAUGUAAGGGCCUUGACCGACGAAGAUGUUGCCGCAGCUUCGAAUGAACUUGCUAACGUGAAGUUGCCUUAUUACAGGUAAAAUAUUCUGUUGUUGUGAUAAAAAUGAAAAAAGAGUUGUCUUAAUACGACCUCAUUUCUGAAACCUAAAAAUGCUCAGUGUUGUUUAAAGCUGCAGAAAAUUUGGGCUAUUAUGAACCAAUCACAUUCCAGCAAUGUAGUUUCUGGUAAAAAGUAAUAUUUAAGUUUUCUGUUCAUCACAGUUUGAGUUUGUAUUGCAUCCCUGUAAAAUAUGCUUGAAUUUAAGGUUGGUUGACAAAUAGCCAAGUUUACAGGAGUUUUAAAUUAAUUAAGGGGCCAGUUUAAGAAUAUUUGUAAGUAUUAAAGCACUGAUAAUUCCUCAAUAUUUGGUUCAAUUUAAGGGUAGUUGGUGACAACAUCGACCUUAUGGUUCAUGCCAGGAUCCAGAGUGAACAUCAUGAAAAUCGAUCAAUCCACUGGACUCAGCAAUAUGCCGUGUUAAACCGUGUCCAGGAUUCAUCCUUAGGCCUCAAUCGGCCAAGAAAGCCCCUCAAGGAAGUGCAGUUUAUUGACCUCCUCCCAAACCAAUCUGUCCAGCAACAGUUGAAAGAGAGGUGGGCUGUCCUGGUUGCUAGAACAGUGUGCCGGUAUCUCACAAAAUUUCAGAGUCAGCGUGAUGUUGUGAUUUGGCACAUACCUCAUACUUACUCCAAGGAAAUGGCCUCUAAAUCACAGACUGUAAGUAUUGAAAGCUCAUGUGCAGUUGUGUUAAUGUUUUAAACAAGAUUGUGCCACCUGGCCGGCACCUAAAGAGAAAUAAGCUAUUUUUACAUGCAUUUGAAAUUUGCACAAGUAGGACAUGGACCAUGUCAAACACUUCCUUACCACAGAGAAAUAAUGUUGAUUCUGGAUGGUCUGUUACAAUUAUUGUAAGAAAACAGGUGGCAAGGAGCAUUUGCUGUCUUGUAAGCCAGUAUCAGGAGAUAGUCACUUUGACUUUUAUCACAAAAGGUUUUGCAUCAUCUCAGGCACCCAUUACCAAGGUAAUAAAAAUAUUUCACUCAUUCGCAGCGCUCACUCACAAUUAUUUUUCAACACAUAGUUGAAGAGAAAUUUCAUAUCUCCACAUGGCCAUGUGGUAGCUCUAUUAUUUGACCAUAACUUCUUUAUUCCUAUUUUAAGUGUUCUCUAGGAGUGGAGUUCUUUAAUCCAAACAUUGGAAGUGAGAUGUCCCAGUUAAUGAUUUCAAACCAGAAAAAGUAUGUUCCAACCCUGAAAACAGGUGCUGAAAAUAUUAUUCUAAAGUCAAUACCAUUUCAUGGUGAUCAGCUCUUUGAAGAACGGGCCAGAAACAUCCAGUGGGCAUACCAGGAUGGCGAUAAUGCCUAUGACAGACUUGAAGGGCUUGAGACUGAAUUUGCAGACUGGCAUGCAAAGCUUAAUUUGUACAUGGUAUGUUCCAAUUUCAUCUUAGAGCUCUGAGUUAAAAUUUUUUUUGGUAAUCGACAGUUACGCCUAAGUAAAGAUUACUUUCAGUGUUAUUGGAAGGUUGAUGGCGGGGAAUUCAGACUGAAAAAAAUUUUACCAUGCCAUGCAUUUUAGGCAAUUGCAUCGUCUAGUACUUUCUGUUUCAUAACACCAUCCCCUCUAGAGGACUAUUUUACAAACUUGUAUUAAUGCUGAUAUGAACUACAUAUCUACAACAUAUCUAUUAAUGUGUAUGUUGCAGUUAAUUUUUGUUUUGUCUUUGUUUUGGGGGGUAUGGUAGCAUAUUGAAAUGAAUUUGAAACAAAGGAAAAACAAAAGUUAACUGAAGUAAAAAUUACCUGCAAAUAUACAUUGAUAUGACUUAACUUGAUUGCUUAUACUGAAUAUUUAUGGACCCCAUAGGUUGAAUUUGACACAUUUAUGAGCCACUCCUCUGCUGCAGAGGUUGGAACAACGAGGGCUAGUAUAAACCGCACAUCAAAAACGAAUGCUGCUAAGGGAGUUAGCAACCAUUAUAAUGAGUACAAGGAAUUUCACCAGCGCGAGGUUGAGGCCCACAUAUGUGCCUCAUUUAUGGAGAUGUCAGGAAUGGAAAAAAUUGAUGGUAAACGCAUUGUGCAAUAUUGAACACUAUUUUACUCAACAUUAAAGUAAGGGUUUACAACAGGGGGUUUCAAAACAUUUAUAUAAAAGUAAUGUCCACUAAAUGCACAAGGGAAAUUAUUUAAUUUAGUAAAAUCCAACUAGUGGUCUAUUAUCAAUGCUGCAUUCUGAUUGGCUGAGCUACUACUAGCGUAAGUUGUUUUGUCUUGAUAUUUUUGACUAACUAGUGGGAUUUUACUAAAACAGUUAUUCCUCAUGCCCCCUGAGUCAAUAGCCCAUUCUGCCUUCAGCGUCAUGGGCUAUUGACUCAGAGCCCAGUCUGGCUAAAUAAAUACACCUAUUUCAAUUAAGGUUGCUCUCGUGAACCAUGUUUCAUAGCCUGCAGUGCACUAUGGUAAACCCUUUUGUAGCAGGAAGGUUAGUCUUGUUCAAGUUCAUUGAAAUAAUGGAGACCAUUUGUGAAAAGACGUUCAAGAGAGCUUUUAAGUCAAAUAGCUGCUAAAAUUCUUAAGCAUGAUCGAGCUGAAAAAUAGUAAAAAAUUAGAAGCCUCUUCUUUUAACAACGUUAAAUGAGGAGGGUUUUACCGCCUGAUUCAGAUGCGUUUUUGCAUGGGCCAAAAUGCUGGUUAUUUCAAUAAAGCAGAUCAACGCUAUUCUUUUUUUAAAUUCAGAUUUAAAAAAAGAAUGCCUCAAAAGUAGAUAAACACGUAAUGUUAAGUUAUUUAUUGUUGUACAACAAACGCCUUGAAUUUGAUUUUUUUUUAAUCUCCAUCCAAAAUUCCCACGGGCAAGGCCAAGCCAACUCGUUGAAAAUUUGCAGCAUUUCCAUAUUACCACAGAGAAAAACCUAACCUCAAAUCACUGUCUUAAAUUAAAAAACCUAGAAUUCAUUGUUUUAAAAUACAUUGUCUUAACGUUCUGCUGACAUAGCAUAGAAGCGUCAGCAGCGUUUGCUUUCUAGGUUUCUAGGCUCGUUGCGGGCACAUAGUAUACUAGACUUGUUACGAUAAUGCACUGCGGGCUAUGAAACACGGAUCAUGUAUCAUUCUUCUCUGAAGCAACUUUAAUUGAAAUAGGUGUAUACCCAUUCUAGCAGACAAACCCAUGCCACCAUCAUGAUCAUGUCAAGUAGAAUAUGGAAAUGAAAAUAAAUAAAAUGAUCAUGACAUUUUUUCAUGUUGCCCGCAGAUGAGCCUGAUUAUGACAUACCCUCAAAGGAUUAUGUAAGCCAGGAGACUCGCAGGAAGUGGGUACAUGAGAUGUGUCUCAAACAUGUGGAAAAAUAUAUCAUGGCAAGUGAAGUUGAGCCUUUGAUUGAACAGAUGCAAGAGUUGCAGUCUGCACUUUCUGCUGAUGGAUUCCAUUGUCGUGUGGAUGGGUGUGAUAGAAGCUAUAUUCAUCACUCUGCUAGAGUCAAGUAUGUGCAAUACAUUUUCAAACAGCCAAUAAAUUAGUUGAAGUGGAUAAUACUUUGUGUACAAACACAGUGCACAUUAAUAUCAUUCUUCACCAUGACCCUAAUUUGGUUUUGUUGUGUUUUAUAAUUCAGAAAACAGGGUGUUUGCCAUCACAUAGUGUGCAAAAAAUGAUUCUCUCCAUUUAUAUUAUUUUUAUUGUUAGUAAGGUUAAGUGUUCAAUUUUGUUUAAUAACAAAUAUUAUUUUCCAAUUCUAAGGCACGAGGUUUCUCAACAUGGACUGGUCAAGGAUGUAUAUCAGGCUGGAAGGGAAAGAGACAUGCUUGGGUACUUCCACUGCAGAGCUUCCUGUGGGCUUGUGUUUUCAACUAAGGCUAUCAGGAACAAGUAAGGACUAACUUUCUGCCCAGUGGCAUGUCACAGUAAUUUUCAAGGUCACCAAAAUAUUUGAGACCAAAUCUGUGGGGAGUGGAUAGUUUGCAGUUCUGAAAGGACUCGAGGUUUUCUGAUGUAGUUUUCUGUGUCGUGUAUGUUACAGAAUAUUGCCUUAACAGCUGAGACAGUCGUCCAUAACAGUAGUACCAUUUUAUUGCACCAACUCUCAUUAUGGGUUACAAAACAAUGAAUAAAACUAUUUAAGAUUCUGCACAACAAUGAUAUGAACUUGAAAUACAAGUCCUAAAUUUAAAUGUCAAUGAACUCAGUCAGUUUUGCAGUGAUUUGAUAACCCCAAUGAAUGCAUUGAUGCAGAUGAUGCUGAAUUGAUGUUGUGAGUUCCCAAAUUUCAAAGGGUUGAAAUUUUCUGGGAAAAUGAUUCUGCUGAUUAAGGAUUUUUUCAUUCUGAUCUCUAGUUUUAAUGUAACUUGUGCAUUUUAACUUAUUUUUGCUUGUAGUCAUGAAAAAACUAUCCAUCCAAACUUCUCAGUGGAAAUUAAUGAAGAAACAGAAGAAGAGGAAAAGUAAGAGAGUGUGGGAGAAGAUUAUCUCUUCAAUUAUCAUCAGUCUAAACUAGCAUUUGGCCUAAUUCUGUUUGAAAUGGAUGAUGCCAUCAAAGAAGGAGACGGUAGACGGCUCCAUGACCUCUAUAAGUUUGCACUACUGAUAUAUAAGGCAUACGGGAAGACAAAGUAUGCAUAUGCUGUUCUUCUAUACCUUGUAAAAAUUGAGGCAAUUUUAUCUGAGGAAGAUGCUCACAGUCUGUUAUGGAACCGCACAUUCAACAAGUACGGUGUGCCUGGGAGAAACAUUCCACUAGACUUGAGAAUGGAACAACUCAACAAGGAUGUGAAAUGCAUGUGGAGAGCUCUUCAGGCCAAUAUCAAUGAAGGUUCUGCUGAAAGAGUUGCGAACACAGUAGAACCCAUGGAAGGCAUCAGAGAUUCUAUAAAGAAGGAUUGUGGGCUGUUGGAAACUCCAGGAUACAGGUCAUCUGGGAAACCAGAAUCAGCAGUUCUUCAAAUCACUGAAGAUCUUGUGAAAAUUGCAGCUUUUAAACAUGAAAGUGGCAGACAAGGACACCCCUCAUUCCCAGAUUUUCCAUCCAAUUUGCUGAGAAAGAUAGACUAUCGUGACCUGCAUACUUGGAUGAAGGGACUUAUUAAAACUUGGGAACCAAUUUAUGAGUUUAACAGGGUUGAUUGA